AAUGAAAGAAUAAAGUAUUACACUUCCAAUAGCUAUGUCAGAUAUGAAGGAAUCUUCAAAACCUAAAUUACAAGAAUUUAAAAAAAACACUGUAUGUGCUAAAUGCAAAAUAUGGAUUAUUAAAUAAAAAUAUGCAAAUUGUGUAAUUUGUGAAGAUGCUUAUCAUUUUAAUUGUAUGGUAUUAAAUAUGAGAAUAAAUUUAGAGACCAAAAUAAAUAUAGAAAGAUUGGACAUGUGCACAUUGUAUUGAAUUGAAAAAUACUUUCCCAGAUACUAAUGAUGCAGAAACAGAUAAUAUUUGUUAGAAAUGCUAAAAAGAAGUAGAUACUAAAGAUGAAGAAAUAUGUUCAAAAUGUAAUAAAAUAUUUCAUAAAAAAUGUUAUGGAUCAAAAACUAUUUCCCCUAUUUGUAACUUUUGUCAUUCUUAAAAACCAUCUAAAAUUAAUUUUAAUGAAAAAAUGAAUCAACUUCUUAAUUUUAGUGUUCCAAUGACAAAUUCUAAUUUAUUCAUACUACCAUGUUGUGUAUAUAAUGAUAAACUGAGAUAGAAUUGCUUUCAAUCACUAUAAUAUGCCUUAUAUUGUUAAAACAUUAAUUUUAAUGAUGAUUUAGUUUAUUCAUCUAUCAAAAAAGAAUUAAAUAAUGGUUACAAUGAAAAACUAGAUUCAUUAAUAGGAAAAGAUCUUAUAACCUUUAAAAAAUACAAAUAAGUAACAAAGAGUGGGUUUUAUGGUCCUUUGAUAGUAGAAUAUAAUUCAGAUUAGGGAUUUUAUGUUAGAUCUGUAUAACCUAUAGCUUAUAAAACCUUAAUUUGUGAAUAUGCUGGUGAUGUAUAUAGAUUUGCAGAUCAAGUAUAUAGUACUUCAGAUUCAAUGAUGAGUUUAUUAGAAACUGGUUUUGCUGCAACAUCACUUGUUAUAAUACCAGAAAAGAAUGGAAAUAUAGCAAAAUACUUAUCAGGAAUUAAUAAUAGUAAAAAAAAUAGUAAGAAAAUAUAAUAAAAUGUGAAAUCUAGACGAUAUAAUGUUGAAGGAUAGUCUAGAGUGAUAUUGUAUGCAUGCAGAGAUAUAAAAUCAGGAGAGAUAUUAUAUUAUGAUUAUAAUGAAGGGGAAUUCAAAUAUAAUACAAAUUACUUUGUUUGA
Molecule: messenger RNA, 1142 nt
Organism: Paramecium pentaurelia
Lineage: Eukaryota; Ciliophora; Oligohymenophorea; Peniculida; Parameciidae
Source: the annotation of a GenBank genome assembly